This is a messenger RNA of Dromaius novaehollandiae (emu), 1295 nucleotides long. RefSeq names its product FAM3 metabolism regulating signaling molecule B (gene FAM3B). The record is from RefSeq and is a predicted model, not a curated record. NCBI's taxonomy places the organism in Eukaryota, Metazoa, Chordata, Aves, Casuariiformes, Dromaiidae. Gene Ontology annotation, biological process: insulin secretion. Bases 184 to 888 code for a protein of 234 amino acids. The transcript is spliced from 8 exons.
GGCCGAGCAGGUGGCCGCCGCCUCUCCUCCUCCCUGCCUCUGCCGGCGCCGCUGUCCAGGUUGCUCCCGGACGAGGCGGGGGGGCUUUGCCCGGCCCCGGAGAGGAGGAGGAGCGCGGGACGGCUGCGGGGAGGGGGGCGGAGAGCCCGUCCCGUCCCGUCCCCUCCCCCCCCACCGUGAAAAAUGUGGCUGAGCCGGCACAGUUUUGUGAAAUUAUCAGGACUUCUGUUGGCAACACUGGUUUCUUGGUACUUGGGAUACUUUCUCAGUGCUCUUGUACCUGAAGAGGUGCUCUCAGCAUCUAUCACUAAUCUUCAAGAUAUUGGAAAGAAACCAGUGGUAAGGGCCCCAGACCCAAAAAGGCAGAAGUGUGAUCACUGGUCUCCCUGCUCACCUGGGAGCUAUGCCUAUCGAGUUCUUAGUGGUGGUGGCAAGGAAAAGCUGGCUAAAAUUUGUUUUGAGGAUAAGCUGCUCAUGAGUGAAGCAAAGGGUAAUGUUGGAAGAGGCAUAAACAUUGCCAUUGUGAAUUAUAAAACAGGAGAAGUUGUAGCGACAAAAUUUUUUGACAUGUGGGAUGGAGACCACUCUGCAGGCAUGGUGGCUUUCAUUGAAAAUGCACCACAAGGGUCCCUGCUUUUCAUGGUGACCCAUGAUGAUGGAAGCACCCGGUUGAAGAAUGAUGCCAAAAAAGUAGUAGAAAAGCUGGGAAGUAAAGAAAUACAGAAUAUGAAGUUUAGGUCAAGCUGGGCAUUUGUAGCUGCCAAAGGCUUCAAGCUGCCAGAUAAUAUCCAAAAAGAAAAGAUAAACCAUUCUGACAAGAACAACAGGUACAGUGGCUGGCCAGCUGAAAUCCAGAUAGAAGGUUGUAUCCCAAGAAACCUGAUCUGAACAAAUGCAUACUAUAUUAUAUAUACUAUAUAAUAUUACUAAUAAAGACACUUCUAUAUUUUUAUACAUAUGACUCUAGUAGGUUGCCUCCUGAAGCCUACAAGCAUCUGAACAGUAAUUGUAAAAUAAGUCAUAUGUACAGUUUUUAAGCAUUCUUUCUUCACAAGUUUUACAUAUUUCGAUGACAGGUGGAAGUAAAAUACUGUGGUUUGGAAUUACAGUGUUCAGGAGAUCAGUCAUAAAACACCAGGUUUAUUGAAAGUGAUUAUAUAUGGUCAUUAGUAAUUAUAGUUUUUGUUUGUUUUUACUGUGUGUUUUCUUCUGGUUGUCUUUAAAGACUAAUAUGAAAACAGCAUUUAAUCUAAAUUGUAAUAUAAAAUCACUACCAAUAAAUUAUUUUGAUGUUA